This is a messenger RNA of Melospiza georgiana, 3761 nucleotides long. It is a transcript of the gene RHOBTB2, whose product is annotated as Rho related BTB domain containing 2. Gene Ontology annotation, molecular function: GTP binding; GTPase activity; protein binding. The record is from RefSeq and is a predicted model, not a curated record. Gene Ontology annotation, biological process: small GTPase-mediated signal transduction. The transcript has 10 exons. Bases 306 to 2564 code for a protein of 752 amino acids. Lineage: Eukaryota; Metazoa; Chordata; Aves; Passeriformes; Passerellidae.
CUUUUGUUUUGCCUGGCUGCCAGAGGGGCAGGCGGGAAUUUGGCUGCCCGGAAAGCUGCCGGGAACCCUUUCUGCCACAAUUAAGCACCUGCUACAAGAGAGCAAAUAAGCCAAAUCAUGCGGCUGGCAAACAAGCUUUACGUGUUCCUUCCCCGUGACCCACUCCAAGGAGCAGAAAGCUCCAGGCUCCGCGGCUCGGCUGCCGCAGCUCCCGGGGCAGCGAUUCCAUAGGAAUUCCGGGAGCUGCCUCCAAACCCAAAAAGGGCUUUCCCCUCCCCACAUUAGCGGCUCCAUCUCCUUCUGCUAUGGAGAGACAGAUCCCCGUGCUGCGAGUUCGGUCCCAAUUAAUGGAUUCUGACAUGGAUUAUGAGAGGCCAAACGUAGAAACCAUCAAGUGCGUCGUGGUCGGGGACAACGCGGUGGGCAAGACCCGGCUCAUCUGUGCCCGUGCCUGCAACGCCACCUUGACCCAGUACCAGCUCCUCGCCACCCACGUGCCCACGGUGUGGGCCAUCGACCAGUACCGCGUCUGCCAGGAGGUGCUGGAGCGCUCCCGGGAUGUGGUAGAUGAUGUCAGCGUGUCCUUGCGCCUCUGGGACACCUUUGGUGACCACCACAAGGACAGGCGCUUUGCCUACGGCAGGUCCGACGUCGUGGUUUUGUGCUUCUCCAUCGCCAACCCCAACUCCCUGCACCAUGUGAAGACCAUGUGGUACCCGGAGAUCAAACACUUCUGCCCCCGCGCCCCCGUCAUCCUGGUGGGCUGCCAGCUCGACCUGCGCUACGCCGACCUGGAGGCCGUCAACCGGGCACGGCGACCCCUGGCCAGGCCAAUUAAACCUAACGAGAUCCUUCCCCCGGAGAAGGGCAGGGAGGUGGCCAAGGAGCUGGGGAUCCCUUAUUACGAGACGAGCGUGGUGGCCCAGUUCGGCGUCAAGGACGUCUUUGACAAUGCCAUCCGUGCCGCCCUCAUCUCCCGCCGCCACCUGCAGUUCUGGAAGUCCCACCUGCGCAACGUGCAGCGGCCCCUGCUCCAAGCCCCCUUCCUGCCCCCCAAGCCCCCUCCUCCCAUCAUCAUCGUCCCGGACCCCCCUUCCAACAACGAGGAGCGUCCGGCCCACCUCCUGGAGGACCCCCUGUGCGCGGACGUCAUCCUGGUGCUGCAAGAGAAGAUCAAAAUCUACGCACACAAGAUCUACCUCUCCACCUCCUCCUCCAAGUUCUACGACCUGUUCCUCAUGGACCUGAGCGAGGAGGACCAGCAGAGCGGGGGCACGGGGCACGGCUUCGGGGCGGCGGCCGUCACGGCGGCGGCCGAGCGGGUGCUGCACCAGGAGGAGAGGCACCACGGGCGGGAUUUCCUCCUCAGGGCCGCCAGCUUCGACAUCUGCGAGAGCGCCGAGGAGGCCGGACCCGGCCAGCGCAAACCGUGCCUUAGAGCCUCCACCAGUGACGGCAUCCUGCGCGGCGACCGCUACGAGAACGGCGAGCGCGGGCUGCGGCGCGGCCGGAACCUCUCCUCGUGGAGCAGGGCCUUCACCAGCAUCCAGGAGGAGAUGGCCGAGGACCCGCUGACCUACAAGUCCAAGCUGAUGGUGGUGGUGAAGAUGGACGCGUCCAUCCAGCCGGGGCCUUUCCGGGCCGUGCUGAAGUACCUGUACACGGGCGAGCUGGACGAGAACGAGCGGGACCUGAUGCACAUCGCCCACAUCGCCGAGCUGCUCGAGGUGUUCGACCUGCGCAUGAUGGUGGCCAACAUCCUCAACAACGAGGCGUUCAUGAACCAGGAGAUCACCAAAGCCUUCCACGUCCGGAGGACCAACCGCGUGAAGGAAUGCCUGGCCAAGGGGACUUUCUCGGAUGUCACCUUCGUGCUGGAUGACGGUGCUAUCAGUGCCCACAAGCCCCUGCUCAUCUCCAGCUGCGACUGGAUGGCCGCGAUGUUCGGCGGCCCCUUCGUGGAGAGCUCCACCAACGAGGUGGCACUCCCUCACACCAGCAAGAGCUGCAUGCGGGCGGUGCUGGAGUACCUGUACACGGGGCAGUUCAGCUCCAGCCCCGACCUGGACGACAUGAAGCUCAUCAUCCUCGCCAACCGCCUCUGCCUGCCGCACCUGGUGGCUCUCACAGAGCAGUACACGGUCACCGGGCUGAUGGAGGCGGCGCAGAUGAUGGUGGACAUCGAUGGGGACGUGCUCGUGUUCCUGGAGCUGGCUCAGUUCCACUGCGCCUACCAGCUGGCCGACUGGUGCCUGCACCACAUCUGCACCAACUACAACAACGUCUGCCGCAAGUUCCCCCGCGACAUGAAGGCCAUGUCGGGAGAGAACCAGGAGUACUUCGAGAAGCACCGCUGGCCGCCGGUGUGGUACCUGAAGGAGGAGGAUCACUACCAGCGGGCGAAGAAGGAGCGGGAGAAGGAAGACUACCUCCACCUCAAACGGCAGCCCAAGAGGCGCUGGCUCUUCUGGAACGCCUCCUCCUCCCCUUCUUCCUCUCCUUCAUCGUCGGCAGCCACAGCCUCCUCUUCCUCCUCCUCCUCCUCCUCCUCGGCUGUGGUUUGAGAGCCCCGGAGGAGACGGGGAGCAGGAGGAGGAGGAGGAGGAGGAGGAGGAAGGGUGGAUGCCCUGCCCCAGCGCCUGAGGAGCAGCUCUGGCCCCGCACGGAGGGGCGGCCGCUGGGCCGGAGGAAGGGUGGGAUCCCUGCCCUGCUCUCCCCGCGGCAGGAGCGGCGCAGCCCGAGCAGCAGCAGCAGCAGGAACUGGCGUCUACAGCAGCACCAGGGCUGUGCUGUGGUUUCAUCUCAUGGGGAAUUCCUGUUGGAAAUCGGUUUUGUUUUCUGGAGCAUCGUCAGCAUGAGGAGGAGGAAGGUGAAGAUAAAAGAAGAAACGCAUCCAGCUUCCACUUUGAUUUGGAACCAGAAGCUCUGGGAUGUGGUUGGGGUGUCUGAUUGCAUCUCACCACCUGGAGCCACCGUGGGGGUCCUGCCACCCCCCUGGACUCGCAGCAGGGUCAGGCACAGGGCAGGGGACCCCGGUCCCCAAACGCCUCCAGGCACUGCAGGAUUUCCCCUGCACGUGGGGUCUGUCCUAAUUCAGGGCAUGGAGAGGACCAGAGUCCUCUCCUCCCUGUUCUUAACUCUCCAGUUUUGUUUAGACAGAAACUUACAGCAAAAAAAAGCCCCAAACCCACACCCACUCCCUCAGUCUGCCACACCAGAAACCAACCCCGAGCCCUGGGCUGGGGAUUUUAGCCUGGAAGGCUCCAUUGUAAUAAAUGGUAUUUUAAAAGCCCGGCGUGGUCCCUGUGUGUGUGGGAGGAGCAGCUGGACAGGCACACACGCCUGUGCCAGGCCGGGGUGAUGCCAUCCCCGCCUUGCAGCGCUCCUGGGACGGGCAGGGACAGCCGGGCCUGGCAGGACCCACCCCUGGUGCAUUUCCAUCGGACUGACUCUGCCUGUCCCUCCUGCAGGGCUGCCAGGGCUGCCGACCUCCUCGCCCUCCCCAGCUGCCAUGGGGAAAGCUCCCUGGAGCCCAUCCCUGCCGAGGCUGCUGCUGGAGGAGCGCUGGGGGUGCUCCUGGUGGCUCCCAUCCCACCCCGCUCUGCUCCUCUGGCCCCUGGAGCCUCCCCUGUGCAUGGCCGCCCUCAGCAGGAGCCAGGGGGCUCCUCACCCUCGGCAGCCCCGGGCAGCAGGGAGGAGCACGACUUUCUGUCCUUUCCACACAACCUGGGCACUCACCGCUGCUUCCGAGUCCUGUUUGC